AUGUGGGACGAAAAUAGCACGAGAACAUUCGCAAGUUCUUUAAAUGUUCUGUGGUCCCUUGUGAUAACUUCGCCAACCACUUGCACUCUCACUCCAUCAUUCUUCAAAAUGUCUCAAAAAUACGUCCCUCUUACCGUCAUCAAAGGCGCAGGCCAAGAAUUCAUCCCAAUCCCCGAGGGCGAGAGCGCAAUCGUCGCAGACUUCCACUCCAUCCGCACAAAUACCAAGGACUCACCAAGCUACCUGACUUCGGGCUUUUACCGCAUCCAGCCCGGACCCACCCGCAACAUUCCGACGUACGACUACGAGGAGACCAAGUACGUGCUCAACGGCCAAAUCGACGUCUUGGACGAGGCUACAGGCGUGACGCAUCACCUUGUUGCUGGCGACUUUGCGUUCUUUUAUGUUGGGUCUAAGGCACAGUUUUCAAGCAAGUCGGGCGGAACGGCUUUCUUUGCGGUGACGAGGCCGAUUAUCACCCAACAUCCUGGGCUAAAGGGACGCGAGGAGGUUGUCAAGUCAAAGUUGUAG
Molecule: messenger RNA, 531 nt
Organism: Parastagonospora nodorum SN15
Lineage: Eukaryota; Fungi; Ascomycota; Dothideomycetes; Pleosporales; Phaeosphaeriaceae
Exons: 4
Coding region: 1-531 (176 amino acids)
Source: RefSeq, a predicted model, not a curated record